Molecule: messenger RNA, 853 nt
Organism: Hibiscus syriacus
Lineage: Eukaryota; Viridiplantae; Streptophyta; Magnoliopsida; Malvales; Malvaceae
Product: NAC domain-containing protein 83-like
Exons: 2
Coding region: 133-846 (237 amino acids)
Biological process (GO): regulation of DNA-templated transcription
Molecular function (GO): DNA binding
Source: RefSeq, a predicted model, not a curated record
AUCCUCCUCCUUUUUCUUGUUCCCCCUUGCUGAUAUCCUCUAUUACUAGUAUAAGAAGGCAGUGUCGUACGCCAAGAUUGAAGGCUCAAUUCUUCUCUCUUUUAGUUUCAUAUUUUUAACCGCAGCUUGAAGAUGGAGAAGCUUAAUUUUGUGAAGGACGGUGUGCUAAGAUUGCCUCCUGGGUUCCGGUUUCAUCCCACGGACGAAGAGCUAGUGGUUCAGUACUUGAGAAGAAAGGUGCUUGCUUGGCCUUUACCUGCCUCCAUCAUUCCUGAAGUUGAUGUUUGCAAAGCCGAUCCUUGGGAAUUGCCAGGUGAUUUGGAGCAAGAGAGGUACUUCUUCAGCACCAGGGAAGCCAAGUAUCCGAAUGGGAAUAGAUCCAAUAGAGCCACACUUUCAGGUUAUUGGAAAGCAACUGGAAUCGACAAACAAAUCGUGAUUUGUAGGGGCAACCGAGUUGUUGGUAUGAAGAAAACCCUGGUUUUUUACAAAGGAAACCCCCCGAAGGGAACUAGAACCGACUGGAUAAUGCAUGAGUAUCGUCUCCUUAGCGCCGAGACAGCAGACUGCAAUGCGGUGGCAGUGGGAAAUUGGGUGUUGUGCCGGAUAUUUUUGAAGAAAAGAAGUGGUGGUGGUACUAAAAACGACAAGGGAGGAGGUGAAGCAAGGACAAUGAGGCCUGUUUUCUAUGAUUUCCUGACCAAGGAGAGGACCCGCUUAAAUCUCGCAUCUUCAUCGUCCUCCUCCUGCUCCAGUGGGAUCACUCAUGCCUCAAACAAUGAAACGGACGACCACGAAGAAAGCAGUGGUUGCAAUAGUUUUCCGUAUUUCAGAAGAAAACCUUAAAAACAAC